Messenger RNA from Chelonus insularis, 4083 nucleotides. RefSeq lists its product as uncharacterized. Lineage: Eukaryota; Metazoa; Arthropoda; Insecta; Hymenoptera; Braconidae. The record is from RefSeq and is a predicted model, not a curated record. Bases 515 to 3934 code for a protein of 1139 amino acids. The transcript is spliced from 2 exons.
UCACCGGCUUACUUACUGCUAUGGCCAGAGAAAACCGCAUCAGUUUGCGAGAAGAACGUGACGAGAGUGGAUCUAACUUGUGUCUUUCUAAAAAGUACUAUUUCAAACUUUAGUUUGCUUCAAUAACAUACAUAUCUACUAUUAAUUAUUACAUCUAUCAAACAUAAUUGAACUUAAAAAAGAAAACAAGUGUCCAAUAAAAAGAAAACUUUUUUUUUAUUGAAAAAUAUUUUCUUAUCAUAAGUUGAUUGACCAUUGGAUGGAAUAUGAAGAUUUAUUAAAUUUGUGUAAUAGAAAAAAUAUAAUAUUUGUUAUUCUGUGUUUGAUGGUGAUUUAUGUGCAUUUUUUCUUGAAUUAAAAUUUAUAAACAAACAAUUACUAGAAAUUGCGUUGAUUUUCUAACGUAUAUGUGCGUGAGAUAUGUCGCAGAUUCUUGAUUUAUUAGGAGCUCGCUAAAAGUUCUCACGGAUUCGCAAGAGAAUGCGAUCUUUUUAAAAAUUAUAUUGACAUCAUCAUGUGGAAAGGUUUAUUGCUGAUUUUAUUAACAAUAUCAAUUAAUUAUUGUUCGACCUUUGAAUCAUCAAGACUCUUAGUGACUGAGGGUCUAAAGAAUGUGCGUGGUAUUAAUAAUCAGAAAUACCGUCUGAAUGUUGAUAAAAUCGACUACGAUGAAAAUUAUCCAGCUGAUGAGCCGGGGUUUGAGGGAGGGAAAUUGAUUGGAAAGUGGCGAAGUACUGGUGCAGCUAUUGAACCUAAAUGGAGAGAUGGAGAUUCUAUUCCUUUAGUACCUUUUGAAGAAGCAGCAACAUUGCGUCGAGUGACAAAAAAUAAAGAAAAACCAUUGACAACUGGUGAGGCUAUCCCACGAGAACUAGCAGUAUCUAAUUCACUUGCUAGCAAGCUUCAUGAAAUUCAACAUGCGAAAAUACGUUACUUGAAUGCACCUGUUACUGAAAUAAAACCUAUUCCCGAGUUUAUUUCAGCAUUCAAAGAUGUAAAAACGUAUUCAGUUGAAGAGCCUCAGGAACCAGUUCAUCAUAAGAAUGAUUUUACAAAUUCUUUUCAGAAUGAAAGUCGAAGAUAUCGACUUAGGAAACCAAAGCCAAUAGUUGUUAAUUUACAUGAAGGUGAAAAUCCAGGUGUUGCUUAUGUGCGAGAACCAGUUGUAAAAAGUUCAUUGAGUUCAUCUACUGAAGGUAAACAACAAAUUACUGGAGAUCGAAUGGAAAAUAAGAAAACCACAGUACUACCAGGGAGAAGUGAAAUAAUUCGACCUAAAAGUCCAUUUGAAAAUCAUCCAGAGUAUGAAUUAAAUGAUGACGAGUAUCAAAGACCAAGGCCAAGAAAACGCCGGCCUCCACAAAAUUACGAAUUUUCUGAAGAAGGAAAUUCCGAUCCAGUUCCAGAAGUUAAAAGGUGGCCCAAUGGACUAAAUUCUGGCAGAAAAAAUCGCACGAGAGGAAAUCCAUUAGAGAGUGAGAUAGUGAAUCAAAGGAUGGAGAAUUCAGAGCUCAAGUCUUUAUUAAAAAUGCAGCAGAUUGAAGGUCUUAGUCUCUCAGAGAUUCUUCAACGAAGAAAUUUAUCUCUUAGUGAUUUGUUGAAGGGAAAAUCAGAUGUUAUUAAAGUACUGAAGGCUAAUAAUACUGAUGAUGAUGUAGAAAGCAUAUCAAAUACUAGACAAAAAGAUUUUAAUCCAACAAUUGUUCGAGAGAAGACAGUAGAUCGACCGCGAUGGAGAAUAAAUCCUAGAAUAAAAUCAAAAGAUAGAAGACGUAAUCAAUUCUCGACAAUGACAAUGACUACAUCAACAAUGACUACGCCAACGCCAAUAUCAACGACAAUGUGGUUUGAAAAAAAUUAUUGGGCUGAAACAAAAGACGAUUUAAACAGACAAAUAAUAGAACCAAUGAAAGGUAAUGAGAGAAAGUCAAAAGAGAGUGACAUAAAGUCUUCAACAAAAGCAAUUGCUAAAUUAACUGAGGCAAAUAUUUUCGCACGCUUCAAUUCUUCUGGUCGGAAACCUGUUGCUAUAUCUACAACUGUUGAAACUAUUAAAGAAGAAGAUCCUGUUGUAAAAUACGAGCCUAAGAAACAGUUAACAACAGUACCAUCAAGCACUGAAGACGAUGAAAUAAUGGAAUUUUCAGACUUUUCUACGAAAACAAGUAGUCUAGACGAUAAAGUAGCAAAGUCCGUCGUGACAACGACAUUAAAACCAGAUGUGACGUCCCCAAGGCAUCAAGCAACUACAGUUAUUGCAGGAUAUAAUGAUAUUGGAAGAGAUGAUGGUGGUUCUACAUUAAGCAUUGAACACAUUUUAUCAACAGAGCCAACUAAAUCCACUGCAGCAACUGCUAAUCGGCAUAUUGAUGAAGACAACAAAUUUAAUACUCUCAUCGAAUACAAUAAAUCUGAAAAUGAUGCAGAUUGUAAUGAUGAAGGUAUGAUAGAUUAUCAAAAUGAUGGAGAAAAUAGUCGAGAUCAAGAAUAUGACAAUGGAGGCACGAUGGAUGGUGAAGAAUAUUAUGAUCUACCAGAAACAACAACUAUAGAAAUGACGACACCAAUUAGUAUAACAACUACAGAGGACUUUGAAACAACACAGAUAAGUUAUGAAGACGAAGAAGAAACAGAAAUACCACCAAACCAUCGACCUGAACCAUCGAAUAUGUUUCUUAAUAAUAAACGUUAUGAACAAGUGAUUUCAGAGAUUGAACCUGAAGCACGUGCGGAGAUAUUUGAAGUAAUUAGCUCAGGAUCUAGUACUCAUUUAGAGAAACUUUUACGAUCAAGGAAUAUGAGUCUUGAUGAAUUAAUAUCACUAAGACAAAGAGGAUCUAGCCAAGCUCAUUUAGCUGGAUUUGCUCGACCGAAAUCAAGGUCUCAUAAAUUCAUAGAGAAACCAACAAUUCGAUCAUAUGUUCCAUCUAGCACAGAAAGUAUUAGAAGUACUAUUCCAACCACAAUUCCCUCAUUAAGUAGUUUCAGAUCGUCUCAGUUUAAAAUUAAUGUUGAAGAAAUCACACUUAAGCCUUCUCCAACAACUCCAUUGAUAACUACUAUCAUUACUACAACUACUUCGACUACUUCCACUCCAACUACUACUCCAGCGACAACUACUUUAUUAGCGGAUGAAGUGACAGAAAAUACUAAGAGUGAUUCUCGAAUUGUUAAUGUCACUGACAAAACUCCAAUAGUGAUUAAUAUUUCAUGCACUGAUGAUAAAAAAGAGGAAAAAAUUCAAGCAGUAUUUGAGAAAAAUUCUCUUGAAUUAGUUGAUUUAUUAAAUGCCUUUGAUUCUCUUCCUUUUGCGAUCCAUAAGCAUGUAGAAAAAAUUCUAAUUCCUACUUCUACUGAAAUUAGUCCUGUUACGGAGAAAAAAGAAGAGAUUAAAAUAGUAAAUGAAGAAGUUCUUGAUGUUAUCAUGAAAGAAAAAGAUCUAAACGACAGAGAAAUUUUAGUAAAAUCUCCAGAAGUUGGUUCUGUAGAGGAAAUUAUCAAGAAAUUUGAAGCUGAAGAAUCAACAAGUACAACAGAAAGUGAUUUAGCUCAUUCAAUACACGAGAAAGAAAGAAAAACUUUAUCUAAAGUAAAACCGAGUAUAAUAGCUAGUGGAGUUAUACUUGGAAUGACUAUUGUAGGCUUCUUAGCUCUUUUCAUCACAUGUAGAAUCCGUCAGAAGCAGAGAUACAUGUACAAAAAUACUUUUUCCAAGGCAGUUUUCCAGGCACCAGUCAUGAAUGGAAGAAAGUUGUCUAACUCGAGUAGCUUGAAUACGAUAAUGGUGAAUGUUGUUGCAACAUCAACCACCAAAAGAACAGUUCAACAAGAGACACAAGAAGUUGAAGAAACUUUUGAUUGUAAAAGUGACAUUGAUCACGAUUCAUUGGACGCCAAUGAUAGCUGGGAAACGAUUCCUGACUUUAUGAAAUAAGUUAUAUUAUUAUAACUGUUAAUUCUUAAACCUUAACAUUGAUGUAUAUUUUUUAGAUGUUAAGUCAAUUUACUGGCUUUAAUGUUUUGUCAAGAUUUUAAUUUUUAAGCUUCAUUUGUUACUUAAAGAAACAUUAUUUAAUUUUCUUA